This is a messenger RNA of Diversispora eburnea, 1077 nucleotides long. The record is from the annotation of a GenBank genome assembly. Lineage: Eukaryota; Fungi; Glomeromycota; Glomeromycetes; Diversisporales; Diversisporaceae.
AUGCCUAAAAAACGUGAGACCAUCGAAGUUAUUAUAGAAGAUAUCCAUAAUGACGAUAAAAAAGAUAGUGAAUUUGAUAAAAAAGAUAAUGAACUUGAGAAUGAACUUGAGAAUGAAGAACAAAGUGAAGAAAUGCAAGAACAAAUUUUUACACCAGUAUCAGAACUUGAAAAUUGUGGAAUCAAUUCUUUGGAUAUCAAAAAACUUAUAGAUCAUGGUUUCAUUACAGUACAAUCUAUUGCAUUUACUCCUAAAAAGGCCUUAUAUGAAAUUAAAGGAAUUUCUGAAGUGAAAGCUGAAAAAAUUCAAUCUGAAGCUACAGAAAUUAAAUUGAGAAGAGAUGAUUAUCUUUAUAUAACAACUGGAUCAUUCGAAUUAAAUAGAUUGCUUGGAGGAAGAGGAAUUGAAUCCGGAGCAAUUACGGAAUUAUUUGGAGAAUUCAGAACCGGGAAAAGUCAACUUUGUCAUACACUUGCAGUUAGUUGUCAACUUCCAAUUGAUGUAGGAGGUGCAGCGGGUGGCUGUAUUUACAUAGAUACUGAAGGAACUUUUCGUCCCGAACGAUUAGUUGACAUUGCUAAAAGAUUUGGAUUGGAACCUAAUGAAGUUUUAGAUAAUGUAGCUGUUGCUAGAGCUUAUAAUACAGAUCAUCAAAUGAAUUUAUUAUUACAAGCUGCAGUAAUGAUGACUGAAUCAAGAGUUACACUUCUUGUUGUUGAUAGUGUUACAGCUUUGUAUAGAACAGAUUAUUCUGGGCGAGGUGAACUAGCGGCACGUCAAAUGCAUUUGGCUAAAUUCUUGCGUGGUCUAUUACGGUUAGCUGAUGAGUUUGGUGUCGCAAUUGUUAUCACAAAUCAAGUUGUGGCAAAUGUUGAUGGAAAUAUGUUUCCAGGUGGUGGUUCAGACAAAAAACCUAUUGGUGGCAACAUUAUAGCACAUUCAUCAACAACAAGGUUAUAUUUCCGUAAAGGAAAAGGUGAAAAUCGAAUAUGUAAAAUUUACGAUUCACCAUGCCUUCCCGAAGGUGAAGCUACAUUCUCUAUUGGUAUAGGUGGUAUUGAAGAUCCAAAAGAUUAA